Odocoileus virginianus texanus is the source of this 2637-nucleotide messenger RNA. The record is from RefSeq and is a predicted model, not a curated record. NCBI's taxonomy places the organism in Eukaryota, Metazoa, Chordata, Mammalia, Artiodactyla, Cervidae.
UCAAAAGAAUCCGAAAUGCAGUACUUGGGUGCAAUCUCAAAAGCCUACAGAACUGACCAUAAACAGUCACUAGAAACAGCACCCAGGACUAUCUUCCAGAGAGUCCUGGAUAUCUUAAAGAAAUCUUCUCAUGCUGUUGAGCUGGCCUGCAGAGAUCCAUCCCAAGUGGAACAUCUGGCUUCCAGUCUGCAGCUGAUAACGGAAUGCUUCCGGUGUCUCCGGAAUGCCUGUAUCGAGUGUUCUGUGAACCAGAAUUCAAUCAGGAACUUGGGUACAAUUGGCGUUGCUGUUGACUUGAUUCUUCUCUUUCGUGAACUGCGAGUGGAACAGGACUCCCUGUUGACAGCAUUUCGCUGUGGCCUGCAGUUUCUAGGGAACAUCGCCUCACGGAAUGAAGACUCCCAGUCUGUUGUUUGGAUGCAUGCAUUCCCAGAGCUCUUCUUAUCUUGCCUAAAUCAUCCAGACAGAAAAAUUGUUGCCUACUCGUCAAUGAUUUUGUUCACGUCCCUGAAUUCUGAAAGAAUGAAGGAGCUGGAAGAAAACCUCAACAUUGCGAUUGAUGUCGUGGAAGCUCACCGGAAGCAGCCUGAGUCGGAGUGGCCGUUCUUGAUUAUUACAGACCAUUUUCUGAAGAGCCCGGAAUUGGUUAAAGCCAUGUAUGCCAAAAUGAGCAAUCAAGAAAGGGUUACAUUGUUAGACCUUAUGAUCGCCAAAAUCGUGGGCGAUGAGCCACUGACCAAGGAUGACGCCCCUGUGUUUUUGAGCCAUGCUGAGUUGAUCGCGAGCACUUUUGUGGAUCAGUGCAAGAUUGUGCUGAAACUGACCUCUGAACAGCACGCUGACGAUGAGGAGGCACUGGCUACAAUUAGACUUCUUGAUGUCCUUUGCGAAAUGACCGCUAAUACUGACCUGCUCGGCUACCUGCAGGUUUUUCCUGGCUUGUUGGAGAGAGUGAUUGAUCUUCUACGCCUGAUUCACGUGGCCGGCAAUGACUCCACAAACAUCUUCAGCACUUGUGCUUCCAUUAAAGCAGAAGGUGAUGUCUCCAACGUGGCUGAGGGCUUCAAGUCUCACCUCAUUCGCCUGAUUGGGAAUCUGUGCUACAAGAAUAAAGAUAACCAAGACAAGGUGAAUGAGCUGGAUGGCAUCCCCCUGAUCCUCGACAGCUGUGGCCUCGACGACAGCAACCCCUUUCUAACCCAGUGGGUGGUGUACGCCAUCCGAAACCUCACGGAAGACAACAGCCAAAACCAAGACCUGAUUGCGAAGAUGGAGGAGCAGGGUCUGGCAGACGCAUCCCUGCUUAAGAAAAUGGGGUUUGAAGUUGAAAAGAGGGGUGACAAGCUGAUUCUGAAGUCGACUAAUGAUACACCUCAGCUGUGAAUGAACUCUCCAUCCAAAAAUAUCUGAAUGUUUGGAAUCUGUUUCCUGGAUCUUUCGCAGUAUGUGAAAUCGCAAGUGUUUGAAGAUUUUAUUACGUACACGUUCAAGAAUCUGUGAAUCUUCUAGAUAAUAGAGUUAAAUGCGUAUAAGCUUAAAAGUGAAAGUGCUUGAGUGUCCUGUUGAUUCUUUGCUUUAAAAAUGUAGCUGUCUGGUUUGCUUCUGUCCCCGUGGAAUACAAUGUGCGUUUAAGUGAUAGAUUGUACUUACUGUGGCUGCAGAUAAUAAAUUCCUCUUGCUGAGCGCAUGUCCCUUCUUUGGCAAAGACUUGGAGGUUUGCUCAGGUCCACUCGCUCCCUCCCUUCUUUGUCUCCUCUUGUGGCGUUUUCUGGGCUCUGGCAGGCAGCUGAAGUAGUUUCUCACUGUGAUUAAUUCUAGCAAUCGCUUUUCACCCCUUCUGCCUUUCCAAAACAUUGACAAGACUCAUUUCCAGUUAAUUAAUUCGAGAGAUGGCGAAGAAUAGAGGGCUCUCGCUCUUCACUUCAGGUCCUGGGCGCUGUUGUCACUGAGCCCUGUCCCUCUGGAAUGUGCGGGAGCCAGCGAGUGAGGGGACAUGUGGGCCAUUAACUCUUCCCAUUCCAGAUCACCCUGGACCUAGGCGUCCCCAGGCCCCCGAGGCUUACCAGCCAGUGCCUGCGUCAGGCACUGCCCUGGCUGUAAGCGGGAAGGAAGAUCUCACGGUUGUCUGUGUGUGCAGAACCUCAGCAUUAAAGGUUCAUCCGGGGCUUCCUCAGUUUAAAAAGCAUGGGUCUCGGGAAGGCACCGCUCAGCUUUGGCCGGGGCAAUGGAACUGCACAAGUAGCUUGGGGGAACGGGCAUCUUGACCCGUGUGUGUCGGUGUGCACACACUCAGAGGUAGCUCUGGAUCGAACGAGCACUGCAGUCUUUGUAACCACCCAGCUCACUAAUGUAAUCAGCAAGUGCUCGGGGCGGGUCACCUUGUGGAUGCUUAACAUGUGUUGUCUUCUGGAACAGCUGUGUUACUGAGCUGAACCAUCACGUGAAACCUUGCAUGGUUCCUGUUGAACCUUCUGAAAUGAAAAUGGCUAAGACCCAACCAGAAGUUUUCCAGAAAUACUGAUUGUUCCAAAGUAAAGUGCUCCUAAGUUUUUGUAGCUGUGCUUAAAUUGCUUUGUAGGGAAAAAAAAAAACCAGCUAAAGCAUGUUAAGAAUGAAAUAAAAGUUUUCCCACGUGUA